Messenger RNA from Corylus avellana, 1279 nucleotides. RefSeq names its product cyclin-dependent protein kinase inhibitor SMR13-like. The record is from RefSeq and is a predicted model, not a curated record. Lineage: Eukaryota; Viridiplantae; Streptophyta; Magnoliopsida; Fagales; Betulaceae. Gene Ontology annotation, biological process: regulation of DNA endoreduplication. Gene Ontology annotation, cellular component: nucleus.
UUCUCUCCCUUGAACUCUAGGGUUUUAUCAAGUUAAUUUCUGGGUUAAUCUCCUCCUCCUAGAAAACCUCAUUUCUGGGCUCUGGCUUUGGGAAUUAUUCAAUAGUGCAAUAAUCUCUCUCUCUCUCUCUCUCUCUCUCUAUAUAUAUAUAUAUAGUGGGUUUUCUUCUUUCUUUCUUUCCUUUUUUUUUUUCUCAAGUAGUUUUGAGCUUGAAAGUGUUUGUUUCUAGAGGGUGGUUGGUUACUACACUUUUUUUUUUACCACUUUUCAGUCAAAUUUAGUAGCUUUAAAGUAUCCUAGCUAGUAGGGUUUUCUAGUGCUAGUUUUUGUGUUUUAGCAAUCUUCCUUGUAAACUUUAGUAAAGGCUUUUCAGCUUACUACUCCUGCCAGAUUCGGUACACUCUGAUAAUUUGUACUUGGCCUCUCUUCAACUCAAUCUAGCAGAAAACUUUAUCAAAUGGCUCCAUCUGGUAGAAUAAGAAGAACCACAAGACCAACCAGAAGGCAGCCAAGAAGAAACCAUUUCAAGAAGCGGCUUCCACACUCCAAGACUAAUCAAGAAGCAAUUAUUAUAUCAAGGAAUUUGCCUUCUUCCAACUCUUCCUCCACCACCAUCUCUGAUGACAUAGAAAUCCCUUCAAGCGGCUGCUGCACACCAAAAGCUCAGAGAUUCCGGAUACCGGAGAUUUCGACGUGCCCGCCGGCCCCGAAGAAGCAAAGAUUAGUGUCAAAUUGCUCGUUGCAAAGAUCUCCCAUUGCAUUCUUUGCUCCUCCAGACUUAGAGCUUUUCUUCUUCUUUGCACUUCAAGAUAUUUCGGUUUGACCACAUAUAUCUAUAUAUGUGUGUUUAUAGAAAAUAUUAUGAAGACCAUUUCACCAAUUUAACUAAGAGGUGAUCUUCAAAGAAGUUGUUUUAGUUUAGUUUGUGUUUUUCCAUCUUCAUGAGAAUUUGGGAUUUUGAUUGAGUGAUCUUUGGAAACAGUUGUUAGCUUUGUUUUUCCCUUUAAUUUGCUACUGUUUUCAAAUUUGUAGGGCAUACUAAUCACUAAAUUUAGCUGGUGUUUACCAACUAAAUUUAUCCUUUAUACCUACUUUCCCUUUUUUAUUUUAUUUUUUUUAUUCCCUUUUCUAUGUAUUGCUGACCCCUCUAGAGUUUGGUGAGUGCAAUGUAAUGGGUGGGAUUUCAUGAGGUUUGUGAGUGUGUUUAGCUUGCAAUUAUAUCAGCUUUUGUGUGUUAAUUAAGUCAACCUGAAUUAGUAAAGAGCCAUAGACUUCUUUA